AAGGAACAACAGCUAAUUGAUAGAUCCGGAGAUGCUCCAUCUGACAUCGAUGAAGCUAAACGUCUGCUCAAAGAGCUUGAAGGGUUGGUGGAUAAAGAAGUGAUGGCUGACGACAACAACAAUGGCGGUGAGGAUGACAUGACCAAAGAAGCCGAAAAACGACAUGAUGUACGGACCUCUGACGCUACUGGCCCAAACAUUGCAUCAGGAAGACCUGCGUUUCAGUCUAGUGUGGGCUGGGGAGGAAACCCCGCUCGGGCUGUCGACGGAAACAGAAGCCCCCUCUGGGGACACAGUUCCUGCACAGCUACAAAGCCAGAAAACGACCCGUGGUGGUAUGUCGAUUUGGGAAGGGAUGUUUAUGUCCACCACGUCGCCAUCGUCAACCGCCGUGACUGCUGCUCUGAACGGAUCACGCCCUUCGAGGUCUACGUUGGGAAAUACACUGACAUGGAGAGGAACACGAGGUGUGGAUAUAGGCAUUACCGCUUCCACCCGACUGAUACCGAACGUGUUGUCGACUGUCCCUUGUUGUAUGGCCGGUACGUGGGCAUCAGACUGCCGGGGAAGAAUCGAAUCCUGACGCUGUGCGAAGUGGAGGUUUAUAAAACUGAAAACGCGGCGCUGGGAAAACCAACGGUCCAGUCAGGGGUCGCAUAUAACGGGUAUGCCUCCCGAGCAACUGACGGUUGCAGGGCCCCGAACUGGGGUAGUCAGUGCUGCACUCACACUCCGGCACAGACAAACCCUUGGUUGCGGGUGGAAAUCAAUGGUGUGCGGGGCCAAGCCAAGUGGGUGGUCGUCAUCAACCGCGCCGACUGUUGCGGAGAGCGACUCAACGGCUUCACCGUCCACGUUGGAGACGACGAACGCGUAGACCACAACCCACGCUGCGGCGGACAUCACGUCAUCCCCGCUGGCACGAACAGGGCUGUCAUCGAUUGCAACGGACUGAUAGGACGAUAUGUGGGAAUCCGACUGCCUGGACACGGCCGUGUGCUGACUGUUUGCGAAGUCGAAGUCUAUCCAGGUUUUGCAACCAGAAAGAGGACAUCCGAAGUGCGAGGUACAGGAGUCCAGGGCUGUGGAGACCAUAAGGAGGGAGACAGCUGGGUAUCAGAUGAGAAAGGACAAAACUGCAUCUGUGACCAGAACGAAGCGUCGUGCUACAAGGUGAUCUGUGGAGAGAAAGGAGAACAGCCACCCAUCAAGGAUCAAGACGAACUGUGGACCUGUCCGGAGCCGGAUGAGAAAGAUGAAUCCGCUCGUGGGUUUCUUGACGAAAGCAUUGAAGACUGGAUGGACGACUAUAGAGAAUGAUUGGUUGGAGAUGUGAAGAACGGACGAACCCGUUGUAUUAAAAUCUAAUUUGCUUGCCUACUUUUCACCUGUUUAGCUUACUGUUUCCCGGUAACCAUCUUCUCUGUAGUACAUGUUUUUCAUAUGAAAACUAUCGCAACAAGGUCCCUGUGGCCUAUAUCAUAUCUACACUUAGCAAAUAUUUGUCUACUUUCGUCCCUCCUUUAUGGAAUAUGGCAUCCUUUUCUGAUUUCCUAAGAUAGAUGCGGUACAUUUUGUACCAUCUGUCUGCACACUAUAGUGGCUUAACAACAUGGUUGGAUAAUAGAUUGCAUGAGAUGAAUGACAUUGUUUUCAAGCAUAGCUCAUAAAUUAGCUAGUGCUGUUGAAAGCAGUGAGCUUGAAAGAUUUUUCUUACAAAAGAAAACGUUUGUUUAGAUUAAAAAAAUAUACCUGUUUAAGGUUUUGAAGUAGGUUUUCAGGGUUAAGUACAGGCCUCAUCGAGUUUCGCGGUGCAAUGAUAAAGAAAACACAUACAAUUUUUUUAAAUAUCAGUAAUGUAGUUUUAACUAUCUUACUGGUAUCUCAAUCUUUUUAAUGUAUGAAAAAAUAAAUGUCGAAAGAGAAAAAUGGUUGACAUUACAACAGUCCCAAAUCAUUGAAGUGACGUUUCCCCUUCAACGACCAACUAUUUGAAGCUACUUGUAUCAUAUUAUUUGGAAAACAUUGCACGAUGGAUUCUCAUAAGACGCCACAACAUCGAAGUCUGAUGAAAGAAGAGAAAGAGGCCAUGACCUGUUGUCGGUACCAAAAAAAUAUAUGGUGGGUUGAGGGAGAAAAUGGUCCAAAAACAAACUGUAGUAGAGCUCUACACUGUAGGAAGUAAAAUCGUGAUACUUGGCUGAAGGAAAAUUGUAUGGAAUAAACGAAAAGAAUACAGCCCAAAAUUUUCAUUUGAAUGUUAGAAGAGACAAAGAUAAAUAUUCAAGUCAAUUUCAUUCUUUAUACGGAAAAACGGAUCCCACUCUUUAGUCCCUACAUUGUACUUGCUUGAAAAGAACUACAGCAUUUAUUCUGGACAAUUAUUAUUAUUAAGGUUCUGGCAUUCAUUUUUUUUGCUUAUUCUGGACAAUAAAAUUCACAUAAGAUAUAACCAGUGCUACACAUUUAAAAACAUGUACAAAAUCGGAACAAACUUCUAAUAAGGACAAUAUGCUCAGGGGUAGCAAAAGUUAGGCCGUUUUUAGAGGGUGUCAAAAGUCAGAAAACAAAUACACUUGGAUCUUUCAGAACAUUUAUCCUAUUCUACAGAUUAUCAUUAGUCAAGAAGAAUAUACUAGCCAUAGUUUAUAACACGUUAUAACCGAAGACCACCUUAGAACAGUUUUGGCAAGACGAAUAUCACAUUAGAAAAGUCUAUUCUCGUCUUUUAGUAUAAUUGAUCUUUCUAUAGAAAUGUAGUAAGUAAAGAUAACAUAACAUUCAUGCAUUAUCUAACAGUAUAGCGUAGACAACAUGAAGGUAAUUGUGACUGGAUUUAUAUGAAUGUGAAUUUUCACCAAUGCGUAUGGCCAACAACUUUCGAUGCGAUCUGUAAGACCAUCAUUGGAACAAGCGAAGAAGCUGAUAUGCAAACUCGACAUAUUCUGAAGCAUAUUCUGAAUUUUUUAAUUAGCGUAUAAGUACUCUUGUAUUCUUGUUAAAUAAAUUACAG
Molecule: messenger RNA, 3013 nt
Organism: Branchiostoma floridae (Florida lancelet)
Lineage: Eukaryota; Metazoa; Chordata; Leptocardii; Amphioxiformes; Branchiostomatidae
Exons: 8
Coding region: 103-1320 (405 amino acids)
Source: RefSeq, a predicted model, not a curated record